Molecule: messenger RNA, 912 nt
Organism: Lacerta agilis (Sand lizard)
Lineage: Eukaryota; Metazoa; Chordata; Lepidosauria; Squamata; Lacertidae
Gene: CYSTM1
Product: cysteine rich transmembrane module containing 1
Exons: 3
Coding region: 103-441 (112 amino acids)
Cellular component (GO): extracellular exosome
Source: RefSeq, a predicted model, not a curated record
CAACAACAGCAGCAGCAGCAGCAGCACCCGGAGGAGGCGGCGGCGAGGAGAGCGGGCAGCGGACGAGCCUUUGCGCGGGGCAGGAAACACUUGGCAUUCUACAUGAACUACGAAAACCCUCCACCAUAUCCUGGCCCGGGCCCAACUGCCCCAUACCCACCUUACACCCACCAACCGGGUGGGCCACCUGUUCCUGGUCCCUAUCCUGGCUAUGCACCAGAGCCCGCAGGGCCAUAUCCAGUAGGACAGCCAGGCUACCAGGGCUACCCAGCCUAUGGAUGGCAGAAUGCUCCACCUCCGGGACCAGUCUAUGCAGAUGGACCUAAGAAUACAGUGUAUGUUGUGGAAGAGCAGCGAAGGGAUAACUCUGCCGAAAGUACCUGCCUGACGGCGUGUUGGACUGCGCUGUGCUGCUGCUGCCUUUGGGACAUGCUGACCUGAGUGCCCUGAGAAGCCAAGCCUCAGUACCUCUGACUUGGAGUGCUAUGCAUUCUUCUUCUUCUUCUUCUUCUUCUCCUUCUCCUUCUCUUCCUCCUCUCCCUCUGAUCUUCUCAACUGCUUUUUUAGUACUGUAAUGAAAAAUCUGCUUUGCACAGGCGACAGUAGCACCUGCCUGCCUUAGAGAUAGCACCGUGAUGUUGGUUAUGCACUUUUUAGUUUUAGUGGAGGAAAACCUCCCUUUCCCCAUGUCUUUAUAGCAUUGUUUCUACAACUUUGUGAUUCUUUAAAGAAUGUGCUAAAUAUUUUUUUUGGCAAAAAGGCUUUUACUACAAAUUAUGUAUUUAUAAUUUUUACCAUUCUUAGAAAUGGAAUAAUAUGCAAUAAUUUAAGCCAAUCAUUGUUUGUUUUUCUUACUUGCUUCCACUUCUGGUUUAACAAAUUGGGCUCAAUAAAGAUUUGGGUCCAGUAAUA